AUGGCUACCAAUCAUCUCUCUCUCCUCCUCUUGCUCUAUCUCUUCUUGACUUCCACUUAUGUUCAACCCAAAUCCCUCCCCACUUCACCAUACCUCUCUCCCUCAACAGUAUUCUUCCCAGAUUAUCAAAAAAUGAUCGACAAUUUCAGAAUUUACAUGUACACCCCACCGAUUUCCUUUGCCUUCACCACACCAUCGGAGUCUCUGUUCUACACACAUCUCCUCAACAUCAGCAGCAACCCAUUCUUCACCCAAAACCCUAACGAAGCUAAUCUCUUCUUUAUCCCCUUCCCCCCCGACCUCUCACCCCGCAAGAUCUCUCGACUCGUGAGAGACCUCAGAGUUAACUCACCCUUCUGGAAUCGCUCACUCGGCGCCGAUCACUUCUACCUCUCUCGCGGCGGCAUCGGCUUCGCCUCGGACCGUAACAUCCUUGAGCUUAAGAAAAACGCCGUUCAGAUCUCCUGUUUCCCUGCUACUCCCGGUAACUUUAUACCUCACAAGGACAUAACCCUACCUCCCCUGACCACGUCAAACCACCCUCGCGAGCCUCUCAACAACAAAACUUCCAGCCCCACGUUUCUGGGUUUUACGAAGAAGUUAGGGCAGUCCAGUUUUAUCAAGGAAUUGGAGGGUGACCCUGAGUUUCUGAUAGUUGAUGUUGAUGAUGAUGCUAGUGAGUUUGAUUUGGGAGAGAUAAUUGCGAGUAGUAAGUUUUGUUUGUUCCUGUAUGGUACUGGUGGUGAUGUGUCCUGGCUGGGUGAGGCGUUGAGGCUUGGGUGUGUGCCGGUGCUGAUUUCUGACCGUCCGAUUCAGGACCUGCCGUUGAUGGACGUGUUGAAAUGGUCGGAGAUUGCGGUGUUUGUGGGGACAUCAGGAGGUGGGAUUGGGGAGCUGAAGGGGUUGUUGGGUGGAAUCGGGGGUGAACGGUACGACCGGAUGAGGGGUUUGGGUGUGACGGCGGCUCAGCAUUUCGUGUGGAAUGACUCGCCUCAGCCGUUCGAUGCGUUUCACAUGGUCAUGUAUCAGCUGUGGCUGAGACGCCAUGUCAUCAGAUAUGCCCGCAGGGAGGAGUGGGUUUAA
This is a messenger RNA of Camellia sinensis, 1083 nucleotides long. RefSeq names its product putative glycosyltransferase At5g25310. Gene Ontology annotation, molecular function: glycosyltransferase activity. The record is from RefSeq and is a predicted model, not a curated record. NCBI's taxonomy places the organism in Eukaryota, Viridiplantae, Streptophyta, Magnoliopsida, Ericales, Theaceae.